AUGUCGACGUCGCCUUUCCGGCCAAGUAGCCCUCUGCUACUUCAGGCGACGCAGCCGCAGCUGAUGGGGAUGCCUGUCAUUGUGGGCUGUGGGCUUAUUGGAGCUGGUUUGAUUGCUAUGAUGAUGCGGCCGACCAGUUCGGCUGGUGGCAAGUGGGUCAAGGGUGGAUUCCAGGCCAAGAUGGACCGCAAGGAGGCUAUUCAGAUCCUAGGCUUGCGAGAGGCCAGUGUCUCGCGCAACCGUAUUAAGGAUGCGCAUCGUCGCAUGAUGAUUGCGAACCACCCAGACCGUGGUGGAUCGCCAUACCUCGCAAGCAAAAUCAACGAGGCCAAAGAUCUACUUGAACGCACAACGUCUCGCUAA
Messenger RNA from Malassezia pachydermatis, 363 nucleotides. RefSeq lists its product as hypothetical. NCBI's taxonomy places the organism in Eukaryota, Fungi, Basidiomycota, Malasseziomycetes, Malasseziales, Malasseziaceae. Gene Ontology annotation, biological process: protein import into mitochondrial matrix. Gene Ontology annotation, cellular component: PAM complex, Tim23 associated import motor. The coding region runs from base 1 to 363 and encodes 120 amino acids. The record is from RefSeq and is a predicted model, not a curated record. Gene Ontology annotation, molecular function: ATPase activator activity. The transcript is spliced from 4 exons.